Messenger RNA from Magallana angulata, 2462 nucleotides. RefSeq lists its product as uncharacterized. The transcript has 2 exons. The coding region runs from base 205 to 1284 and encodes 359 amino acids. The record is from RefSeq and is a predicted model, not a curated record. Lineage: Eukaryota; Metazoa; Mollusca; Bivalvia; Ostreida; Ostreidae.
UGUCUGUGAACCCGUUCCGGUCAGUACAGCUGUAAAUAUCCCCUCAAGCGUAAAGUGGUAAACUGACCCGAGGUCAUGCUUGCUUGCAAAUAAUCAGUAGAGGGACGAGAGAACUGCUCUCGGAGUGAACAGCUGUGAUUUAAAUAGUGAGGUUGAAAAAAGUGUAGCAGCGGAUACCGAGUUUCCUUUUUAUGUUAAGAUAAAAUGAGUGGGACGUCGCCCAGGUAUAUCAAAUUGGCCUUGGCUUUUGGUUUUGGAGUCGCCACGGUCUAUUUCGUUAGCCAUUGGUACAGGGAUCCCUCAGUGUUCGGUCAAGAUACCGGCGCUGGCCCUCAGCAGCAACAGCGACAGCAGCAAAAGCCGAUUAAUAACAGACAAUCGAGUGGUCCGUCUCGUUCGUAUGUGUUGGCAACACAAGCAAGCGCACCAAUUCAGAAGAAACAAACCAAAUGUGGCGAAACCGACGAUGAUUUUAAGCUUGCGGGGAACGAAGGGGUCAAACCUUUGACAGAAAGAGUGGCCGCUAAAUUCAGGAGCAAGGACGCCUCCUGCUCAUAUUCAUAUAACUUUAAAGCGAAUACGCAACUCACUCCAGAGGAAACAAAGGGAAAACAAGAGUGUCUCCGGACUUGGGCCGCCGAUCACAAGAAAGGGGCUGGGGCAUUCUGGGCGGGGAACACCCAAUAUGUACGUCACACACAUCACACGUAUCUAAAUGCAGACAGUGUAGUGUUCGAUAUAGGCGGAAACAAGGGGGAAGACGCAGAUGCCAUGAUAAAAAAGUUCCAUCCGGGGAACUACGUCAUUUUGGAGCCGAUAAAGACUCUGUAUUCAAAUCUUGUCAAUAUGUUCAAAUCUGACAAUAAAAUAAUCUUAUACAACUUUGGCUUGGCAAGGAAAAACGACAAAGUCUAUGUCAAUGUAUUGGGUCACGGUGGUGAUGCGACAUCGAUUUUCGCCGGAAACGAUCACGGCGGAAAUUGUUUAUUGCGUCUCGUGAAUACUACUCACUUUCUCCUACAAAUGGGCGUGCCUUGUUACGAAGUUGACUUAAUCACUGUGAAUUGUGAAGGCUGUGAAUUCGAAAUCAUGGAGGAACUAAUAAACAGUGGAUUGAUUAACCAAUUUCGACACGUGCAAUUUGCCACCCACCCUACAUUAAAGCACCUUCAAAAACCAGCGGAAAGAUACUGUGAAAUACAGGAAAGGCUAAAACGUACACAUGUUGUUACAUAUCAGUAUAAAUGGUGCUGGGAGUCUUGGAAGAGAAAAGAUUUAAAGUGAAGAGAUCCCAGUGGUUAAUCAUGGGCAUUUCAAACGUUAUUGGGAUCAUACAGAUUCUAUGGAGGGUUGGGGGAGCUCAAGGUUGGGCCAGCCCCUGACCAAUAUUUUUUUUUCUUCAUGAUAUCAACGAACAUCUGAUUAUCUUUUAUUCUUACAUAUCCUUUAUUUAUAAUUUUGAAGAGUCCAAAUUAAUAUUACAUCAUACUACAAAUGCUACAACAAACUAUUCUGUUUGAGAAAUACUGUUCUCCAAUCCGUCUAUUUGGGUUGAAAUUCAGAUUUCUGGAACUUGAAAUCCGUAAUUUAUUUGGGGACCGGGAGAAAAGAAUGGGUUGAAACCUAUAUCGUGAAAUGUACAAACCUUGUCACGCAUUGUAAUUAAUUUUCAUAGUCUAUAACAUCAACAAAAAGUAUUUUGUGCAAAAUAAAUGAAUUUUGAUAGAGUGCUAAAAGGUUUUAAAAAACCUUUCAGCACUGUGCAUUUUGCAAGCUAAUGUGAAUGUGUGUAUGAUUUGAUGUUUUGGAUGCAAAGGUCAAAAGCAGUUUGUUUGCUGACAUUUUAUAAUUAUCGUUAUCCAUGUUUUAGUCACUGAUAAUCUUUGAACUCUUGAUGUGUGAUGUUUAAGCGAAAUCCAUAUAUUUUUCAUCAACGUAUUUACUACUACAUGUAUAUGAACGAACAGCAAAGCCAUAAAUGUUGCAAUAUUUAUACAUAAUGUCAGAGAGCAAAAUAUGAGAUUAAAAAAAAAUGCUGAAAAAAACCCAAACAUUCUAAAUUCAAGAAAACUUUAACUGUGACAUGUGCAUAGUACAUGUUCAUUAAAUAAUGUAAAGUGUAACGAAUCAUUGAAGUAAAUGUACGUUUGAAACCAGUACAUCGUUUCUCAACCACAAAAAGUUUUUGAGAUAAACAAAGUAAACAUCAUAUAAUCCAUAACUGCCUUAUAAUUAUAUGGGCGUGUUCAUUUGGAGGGUACAUUGAUUAUGUACUUUUUAAAGUACAUCGAUUAUUGAGUCUUUGAGAAUGAAAGUGCAUGUUUGAAUGGCAAUGUGACAUUGUGUUUGAAAGCAAUGAUUGUAGAUCGUGAAGUAUUUUGUCUUUAAAAUUGUCAUUUCUUUGUAAAAUAUUUGAUAUCUUUCUGUUUAGGAAGAGAGAACAAUAAAUUGCUCUAAAUAAA